GAUGAAGAACAAGAGAGACAGGAACAAGAACACCUUGAUGAGGAAGAAGCUUCACAGAAGGAAGGCAAGAAAAAGAACAAGCAUAAGCACUCUGCUAUUCCUGAGCUUGAUGUCCCCAUAAAACCAGUAAUUCUCCCAUCUCCCUACCCAAUUCACAAACUAGACAAAGGUGACUAUGUCAAACUAUGGUACUUCACCAAUGACAGACUGGACAAUGCAAAGCUCAAGAACUCCAUCAACAAAGAUGCUAUGAUCAUGGCCACCUUAGCAGGAGGAAAUAGGGCUUGGGUAUCAGCAGCUUCAACAUGA
Messenger RNA from Suillus subaureus, 309 nucleotides. RefSeq lists its product as uncharacterized. The annotation marks the transcript as partial. NCBI's taxonomy places the organism in Eukaryota, Fungi, Basidiomycota, Agaricomycetes, Boletales, Suillaceae. The record is from RefSeq and is a predicted model, not a curated record. The transcript has a single exon.